This is a messenger RNA of Capsicum annuum, 2065 nucleotides long. RefSeq names its product probable L-gulonolactone oxidase 6. NCBI's taxonomy places the organism in Eukaryota, Viridiplantae, Streptophyta, Magnoliopsida, Solanales, Solanaceae. The coding region runs from base 162 to 1904 and encodes 580 amino acids. The transcript has 4 exons. Gene Ontology annotation, cellular component: membrane. The record is from RefSeq and is a predicted model, not a curated record. Gene Ontology annotation, molecular function: D-arabinono-1,4-lactone oxidase activity; FAD binding.
AAAAAACAAGGCCCACACAACAAUUAGUGUUAAUUGCAUGUUACCCGAAAAUAAUUUUUUGCAAUUUCAACAUACAAGCCGCAUCAUACAUGUAUUUAUAUUUAUGUCGGCAAUUCUCUAUGUACAAGUUGUAGGUUCUCUCAAAUCACCAGCUACCAGUCAUGGGCGGCCCCAAUAUCUUAAAACUAAGUUGGAUUUUCUUUAUGGUUUACUUCGGGAAAUGCAGUCCCCCUGAAGAACCCAUAAAAUGUUCAUCCAAAACCAAUUUGAACUGUACCAUUACAAACUCUUAUGGUGCCUUCCCGGAUCGGGCCGUUUGCAAGGCAGCUCAAGCUGUUUUCCCAACCACAGAAGAAGAGCUCAUUUCUGUGGUGGCAAAUGCAACAAAGGAAAAGAGAAAAAUGAAGGUAGCAACUCGAUUUUCUCACAGCAUACCUAAAUUGGUCUGUCCAGAUGGUGAAGACGGAUUGCUUAUAAGUACAAAAUUCCUAAACAAGAUCAUUAGAGUGGAUCAAGAAAACAUGACUAUGACUGUUGAAAGUGGGGUGACAUUGAGACAGCUGAUCAGUGAGGCAGCCAAGGCAGGACUCGUCCUGCCUUACGCGCCUUACUGGUGGGGUUUAACCAUUGGUGGCCUAAUUGGGACGGGUGCUCAUGGAAGUACUCUUUGGGGUUUGGGAAGUUCUGUACAUGAUUACAUUGUGCAACUUCGAAUUGUCACACCAGCUGAAGCUGCACACAGUUAUGCUAAAGUCCGUACAUUGGAAAAUGGUAACCCCGAGCUGAAUGCAGCUAGAGUCUCCCUCGGCGUUCUUGGAGUUAUUUCACAGGUUACACUGAAAUUAGAACGAAUGUUCAAACGUUCAAUUACCCUCUCAGAAAGGAAUGACUCAUACUUGUCGAAAGAAGCAGCUAUAUUUGGGAGACAACAUGAAUUUGCAGAUUUUACAUGGUAUCCUAGCCAGCACAAAGUUGUUUAUAGGAUUGAUGAUCGAGUUCCUGCCAACACUCCUGGCAAUGCCCUUAAUGACUUUCUUGGAUUUCGCUCAACAGCUUCACUCGUCCUCGCCAUUUUAAGAACCACAGAGGAGACUCAAGAAUCAAUAAGCGAUGCUACUGCAAAAUGCUCAAUUGCCAAACUAACCACUUCCACACUGAAGAUUGGUGCUUAUGGGUUGACAAACAAUGGUUUGGUCUUUACUGGCUAUCCAGUUGUUGGGUUUCACAACCGAGUCCAAGCGUCAGGAACAUGCCUAGACAGCCUUGAAGAUGCAAGAAUCACAUCUUGCCCUUGGGACCCUAGAGUUAAAGGUCUCUUCUUUCACCAAACAACAUUCAGUAUUAGCUUAUCCAAAGUCAAAGGCUUCAUUGAAGAUGUUCAAAGGCUAGUUGUUUUGGAGCCUAGGUCACUGUGUGUGCUUGAUUUAUAUGAUGGCAUUCUCAUGAGGUACAUUACAACUUCAAAUGCUUACUUGGGUGAACAAGAAGAUGCUUUGGAUUUUGACAUCACAUAUUACCGAAGCAAGGACCCAAUGUCCCCUAGACUCUUUGAAGAUUUCCUGGAAGAGAUCGAGCAACUUGCAUUCUUCAAAUAUGGGGCCUUGCCACAUUGGGGAAAGAAUAGGAACAUAGCAUUUAUUGGGGCAAUCAACAAGUACAAAAAUGCUGAUAAAUUCUUGAAAGUGAAACAAAGCUAUGACCCAUUAGGUUUAUUUUCCAGUGAGUGGACAGAUCAAGUUUUAGGCUUAAAAGAUGGGUUGACCAUAGUGAAAGAUGGGUGUGCUCUGGAAGGACUAUGCAUUUGUUCUGAAGAUAUACAUUGUGCUCCAAAGAAGGGUUACUUUUGUCGACCAGGCCGAAUUUACAAAGAUGCAAGGGUGUGUACUCGUUUGUCGUCACGGUAAAGUCCUUAUAGUACAAACUAAUAUCUUGAUAUAUGAUGUAAAAUACAACAAGACCUGCAGUGAUGUGCACAGGAAGGAAAUAAAUACACACAUUAAUGUAACAAGUAAACCUUAAUAUAAUACACUUAAAUCUAUUUAUACAACUGUUCUUCAUAAGUUCU